Messenger RNA from Linum tenue, 222 nucleotides. NCBI's taxonomy places the organism in Eukaryota, Viridiplantae, Streptophyta, Magnoliopsida, Malpighiales, Linaceae. The record is from the annotation of a GenBank genome assembly.
AUGGCUCCGUCAGACAACAGAACUCAAGAGCAGCAGCGGGAGGCGUCAUCAGGGAUGAGCUUGGAAGAUGCAUUGGAGCCUUCGCAACCAAUUUGGGCGAGUGUACCAUCACAAGAGCGGAACUUUUUGGGAUCAUUGACGGUCUUGAGCUUUCUUGGAAGAUGGGUUGUAGGAAAGUUAUUCUCAAGACAGAUUCCACCACGGCCCUUACCCUCCUCAUGA